UAUGGCAACGCCAUUGAGCGGCACACGUGCGAUUUUGUUUUAGUUUGUUCGUCUAAAAAUGAAGUUGGCUACGAAAAAGUUAAAACUCUGGGCAAACCCAAGCCCGGAAUUAGCAAAAAGAAGUCAGAAAAGGAUUCGCUCAAAAAGACAAAGUCUAAAAAGGCUGAAAAAGUCUCUGAAACCAAAGUGAUUACCAAGAAAUCAAAGUUGAAAGUUGCUCCUUCUACCAAGAAUGGUAAACCUGCGAAGAAGGGAGCCAAAAAAUCGCACGAGAAGGAACUAGAAGGACUAAAGGAUAUAGAUCCGGAGUUCUAUGAUUUUCUCAAAAAGAACGACAAGAAAUUGCUGGACUUUAAUCUGUUGGACAGCGAUGACGAGGAUGACGAGGUUGAAGAAACUAAGGGAAAGACGGCGGAAGAAAACGAAGACGACGACGAGGAAGACGAAGAGAAGUACCACAAGCCCAGCGAAGACUUGGCCGUGGCCAGCGAUGAAAGUGACUUUGAGGAUGAGGAAGAAGCCACUGCUGGUGGCACUCAGAAGAUCACACUCAACCUGUUGCGUCAGUGGGAACAGCAAUUGGGCCAGCCCAACGUCUCUAUCGAUGUUGUGCGCAAGGCGAUUCAAGCCUUCAACUCUGCGUUAGCCAGCAUCUCGGCAGAUGGAGCUGAUGGCGGAGAAAACCAACCCAAUGCGGCCGCCUUUAAGGUUGUCGGAGCAGCUGCCUUCAAUGGAGUCAUUCAACUAUGCGUGCUUCACCUUCAACCAGCUAUUAUCAAAGUGCUGGGCGUUAAGCCCAACAGCAGUCUGCCUCUGCACAAGUACAAGAAGUGGGUCAAGGUGCGCGGUUGCCUGCGAUACUACCUCACCGAUCUGAUUCGUCUGGUGGAGCAGGUUUCAAGUGCCAAUAUCCUCGGGGUAUUGCUCAAGCAUUUGCACCAAAUGGCCGGCAUGGUGGUGCCCUUUUCUGCGCUUGGAAAGACCAUACUGAAGCGCCUAAUAGUGCUCUGGGCCACUGGAGAUGAAACGGUUAGAGUUUUGGCCUUUCUCUGCAUUCUGAAGAUAACCAGGAAACAACAAGCUACCAUGUUGAACCACGUUCUGAAAGCCAUGUAUCUUGCAUAUGUGCGGAAUUCCAAAUUCGUGUCUCCCAACUCUCUGCCUGGAAUCAACUUCAUGCGCCGCUCGCUGGUGGAGAUGUUUGCGUUGGACCUGAACGUUACCUAUCAACAUGCUUUCCUCUACAUCCGUCAGUUGGCAAUUCACUUGCGAAACGCAGUAAUCCUAAAAAAGAAAGACAGCUUCCAGGCCGUGUACAACUGGCAGUUCAUCAACUCGCUGCGUCUGUGGGCAGAUCUUUUGGGAGCGACUGCGAACAAACCUCAGCUGCAGCCUUUGGUUUACCCCCUUGUUACCAUUGCCACUGGAGUUAUUCGUCUCAUACCCACCGCUCAAUACUUCCCGUUACGAUUCCAUUGUCUGCAAACUCUCAUUUCACUGGCCAAGGAGACCAAUACGUACAUACCAGUGCUGCCGCUGAUUGUGGAGGUCUUAAAGAGCAACACCUUUAAUAGAAAGCACUCGGCGGUGUCCAUGAAGCCACUGCAGUUUACAUGCGUACUGAGGCUCAACAAAGGACAGCUGGCGGAGAAUGGCUUCCGAGAUGAGGUGAUCGAGCAGGUGUGCGGCCUUUUACUGGAAUAUCUCGCUCAUGAGUCCGCUUCGCUGGCAUUUAGCGACCUGGUGGUGCCCACGGUGAUGGCAAUUAAAGCUUACCUCAAGGAUUGCCGGAAUGCCAACUAUGCCCGCAAGCUGAAGCAGCUGUUGGAGAAGAUACAAGAAAGUAGCCGUUUCAUAGAACAGCAGCGUGGGAAGAGCAGCGUUAACUUUGACCUGAAGAACGCUCAAGCUGUGACCGCCUGGGAGCAGCAGCUCCGGCUAAAACGCACUCCCCUGGAUAUUUACUACGCCAGCUGGUUAAAGACACACGAGACCAAGAAACGACGACAGGCGGCGCAAACAGAUGAAAUCAAUGCGGACUACGAUGUGCCCAAGCUGAAAAAGUUACCGGCGAAAUCGGGUGUGCCUGUUAGGAAUGAAAAGGGCGAAGUUGAGUUGUUCCCCUCGGAUUCGGAAGAUGACGAGGAUGGCUUGCCCGUGGCAUCAGAUGAUGAUAUUGAAGACGAGGAAGUGGACGAGGAGGAGGAGGAGGAAGUGGAGCCGCCCAAAGCCAAGAAGGCCAAGAAGGAGAAACCUGAGAAGGUGAAACCGCAGCCUGCAACAAAGGCGGAAGAUGAUUAUGAUGAAGCGGGUGGAGCCGUGGAUAUAGUUAAGGACUUGGACCUGAACGAUUGGUAGAACAUUUAAGAUCACUUUACUAUAUUUACACAUUAAAUUGUUUAAAAAUACAAAUACUAGAAUUAUUUCUCCGGUGGCUCCUUGCCCGGAAUAAACUCA
This is a messenger RNA of Drosophila ficusphila, 2457 nucleotides long. RefSeq names its product nucleolar complex protein 2 homolog (gene Noc2). NCBI's taxonomy places the organism in Eukaryota, Metazoa, Arthropoda, Insecta, Diptera, Drosophilidae. The record is from RefSeq and is a predicted model, not a curated record. Gene Ontology annotation, molecular function: transcription corepressor activity; histone binding. The transcript is spliced from 2 exons. Gene Ontology annotation, cellular component: Noc1p-Noc2p complex; Noc2p-Noc3p complex; nucleoplasm. Gene Ontology annotation, biological process: ribosomal large subunit biogenesis; negative regulation of transcription by RNA polymerase II. The annotation marks the transcript as partial.